This is a messenger RNA of Folsomia candida, 2844 nucleotides long. RefSeq names its product leucine carboxyl methyltransferase 1-like. The coding region runs from base 562 to 1785 and encodes 407 amino acids. Gene Ontology annotation, cellular component: cytosol. Gene Ontology annotation, molecular function: protein C-terminal leucine carboxyl O-methyltransferase activity. Lineage: Eukaryota; Metazoa; Arthropoda; Collembola; Entomobryomorpha; Isotomidae. The record is from RefSeq and is a predicted model, not a curated record. Gene Ontology annotation, biological process: C-terminal protein methylation. The transcript is spliced from 6 exons.
UGCUCUAUGCCAUCCACUCCAGUCGCCCAUCAGCAGUCCAGCUAGUCCAGUCAACAACGGAGCUGAAAUUUUUAUUAUUUUUGAUGAAAAUAUUCAGUUUUUUUCGAAAAUAAUUUGAAAAUCGUUGCUAAAACUUGGUCCGCUUCUCACACCGAAGUUUAUACCGGAUCGCUACUUGAUUCGAGUUAUAGUUGGGUCGUGUAUUUUGAUUUGUUUUCGUGUUUAUUUUUUAUGCGCUGCGCAAAUUUACAUAAUUGAUUUCAAUCAAUAAUUAGUCAAGUUUGCUUGUUGACGCUGUUGAUUGAACCGUGAUGGAGCAGUUGGUGGAUAUCCACUUAUCAAAAGUUGGGGGUUUUACAGUAUCAGAACUUGGGAAAGGAUAAACGAGACUUUAGAAAGAGCGACCCGUCAAGUUUUUUAGUGCACACAAAAUUAAAUAGUAUACGCAAUCAAGCCCGAACGAAACCGAACCAGUAUUAUUUCAAUUGUUUUUUAAUACACCGUGAUUAAGAAAAAUAGUUGUGAUUUGCGAUCUGACUCGACCUGUCUGCGCCAAGCAAGAUGUCGAUGCCACCUCCCUCCACGACGCCAUCGCCACCCCCACACGCCCAUCCGCAUUCUAAUCCCCUCACUCCUUCAGGAUCCUCGUCCGGGCUGAGUUCACUGAUUGGGUUGAGUCACCACGGUGGACCACACUCCCACUCGGUCCCUCCAUCGCCGGAUCACACCCUUGGAGAAGGGGACGAAGCAGUACAAGCUACCAAUGACGACGCCUCCAUUUGCAAACGGUCUGCCAUCCAGCUAGGAUAUUGGAACGACCCCUUCCUUCAGUACUUUAUGAGGGGACCUGUGAUUCGAAAACCUCCCGAGAUCAAUAGGGGCUACUAUGCCAGAACUUACGGAGUGUAUAGGCUGAUACUCAAGACUUUAGAGAAGAUUGCGACAUCGGAUGUGGUAUAUAUUCCAAAGGCUGGUCCUGGUGAGGGGAAUAGAAGUAGGAGUAACUCUGUUUGUGAGACGGAAGUCCAAAUCAUCAAUUUGGGUUGUGGCUUUGACACGCUGUACUGGCGGUUGAAACAUGAUCGACAUAUUCGUGAAAAAUGGAGCAAGAUAAGGAUCUCGUCAUUCGUGGAUGUCGACUUUCCUACCACAACGAUGAAGAAGGUGCACAACAUAAAGAAUACAAUGGCUUUGUUGGCAGUUCUCAACAAUGAUGACGGAGAAAUUAGCAUUAGCAAGUAUGAACUUAAUGCGUUCGACUACCACGUUGUUGGCAUUGACUUACGAGAUGUGGAUCAGCUUGGACCCAAGCUACAAAGUUGUGGAAUCAAAUUCGAUCUCCCCACAAUCUUUAUUGCAGAGUGUGUUCUAGUCUACAUGGAUCCCAAGGCGUCAGCUAGUUUACUUAAGUGGAUUAAUGAUCAUUUCCGAACCUCGCUGUUUCUGAAUUAUGAACAAGUUAAUAUGACGGAUCGAUUCGCAGAAGUUAUGCUAAACAACCUUAAUUUGAGGGGAUGUCGUUUGGCUGGUGUCGAUUAUUGUAAAGACUUAACCUCGCAGAGGCAAAGAUUCACCGAUUGUGGCUGGCAAGGAGUAAAGGCAUGGACGAUGAAUGACGUUUACGCGUCUAUAGCUCCGAAAGAAAUCGAACGAAUAGAAUCCAUCGAGAUGCUUGACGAGCACGAAUUAUUGAAGCAACUAUUUGAUCACUACUGCAUAGUUAUAGCGUACAAUGACGCCAUGACGCUAAGUAUCGAUUCAGUUGAGCUGAAGGAAUUUGAAUGAUUGAUUAUUGAAAUUUAAUUGAUGUAACGGUAGAAGACAAGACCACAUGUAUGUAUUACAUAGUCAGGGCAAAAAAUUAAUAGCAAAUAUCUGUCUAUAAAAAUCACUCGUGCAUUUUCUUGAUAAUGUGUCAAAUCAAAGAACAAAGAGGUAAAUUUUAGUGUAUUUCUAACAAUGCAUCGCUAUAAAAAACAAAAAGUACACAUUAUAAUAUAUAUUAUACAUAUAUAUCUUACUGUAAACUCAACGUGCUACGAAUAUUGAUUUAAUUACUUGUAAUUUUAUUUACGAAUGUAAGCUUUGUAUUAACUUUCAGUGGUUUUGUGGAAUGGAAACAAUAAUAUGUUCGUUUCGCUCGCUGAUAAUAAUGUACUUUGCACGAUCAUCACACAUUUUCGUUUAAAUUAAUACCAUUAGAAAUCAUCACUUGUCGUUAGUUCUAAUUAUGAUUGCUCCAAUCUUGUGAGAAUUAUGGUACUGUCGCCAGAACUCUAACAAGAUUUGAGUAAUAAUUGGUAGUAUUACUUUAGAUUGUUGACGUAGAAAAACCGCAUCAUAAUCAAUGUCUUGUUACUAGUAUGCAUUACAAUAAUAGUGUCACGUAUCCGUAUUCGUAAAUCAUUAUUAUAGUCUCUCGCCAUUUAUUCCUGUUAUUAUUGGUGUGCUGGAUGUUACAUUACUUAUUUUGAAAUGAUUUGAUAUUCAGUUUUGACUGGUACUGAAAUAUUCACAUUAAUUAGUGGAAUGUAAUAAUAAGGACAGAAUGUCUUUUGAUGUAGUUUCCAAACUCCUCUCCACGUAGUACACGAAACUAGAAAUAGAAAUAUACCUUUAACCGGUAAUACAAUGGUCCUACUCUUGGUUAGUAAUGUCACUCACAAUAUUAUUAUUGCAGCCAAGAAGAAAUUAUAACAACAGCUAGCUAAAAACCAAACCGUUCAUGACUUUUGAUUCCAACAUCUAUGUGUGUCCGAGUCUAUAUAUUUACUGCACUCAUUAUACAUGUAUUAAUUAACUGAACAAGAAUAAAUAGUAUUUAAUGUCCGUAAUGCAAUUAAA